GAGUCAACCCGAUAAACAAAUUCAACAUCAAUUUACUACAUAUGAAGAGUUAAGAAAAUACACAAUUGAACAGUAUGAAGAUAACAUCAGCUAUUCUCACACAUAUUAUGAUGAACAUUCUGAAUACAGACAUGUUACUUUACCUAGACAAAUUGCUCAAUAUAUGCCACAUAAUAGGCUCUUGACAGAUGAUGAAUGGCGAAGUCUUGCACCUGAACCACAUAUUUUACUAUUUAAACGGGAAAAGUUUUACAAACAAAAAUAUUUAACUGAACAAACAACUGAACCUGACAAUCCAACUGCCACAACUACCACGUCUACGAAUGUUGAUGUUGUUGAUAACAAGGCAUUAUGA
Molecule: messenger RNA, 355 nt
Organism: Entrophospora candida
Lineage: Eukaryota; Fungi; Glomeromycota; Glomeromycetes; Entrophosporales; Entrophosporaceae
Source: the annotation of a GenBank genome assembly